This is a messenger RNA of Mercurialis annua (annual mercury), 562 nucleotides long. Its product is annotated as non-specific lipid-transfer protein 3-like. The transcript has 2 exons. Bases 41 to 403 code for a protein of 120 amino acids. Gene Ontology annotation, biological process: systemic acquired resistance. NCBI's taxonomy places the organism in Eukaryota, Viridiplantae, Streptophyta, Magnoliopsida, Malpighiales, Euphorbiaceae. Gene Ontology annotation, molecular function: fatty acid binding. The record is from RefSeq and is a predicted model, not a curated record.
CAAUGGUAACAUAACAGAAAUACAAAAGCAAUAACAAACAAUGGCUGCAGUUUCAAUGAAGUUUCACUGCUUUCUCACGUUCCUUUUGAUCCUCACCGUGUCUGUAUUUGACGGCGUCAAUGGCCGCGGUGAAUGUGGAAAAUCUACAACUCCUGACAUGGAAGCAUUCAAGCUAGCUCCGUGUGCAUCGGCAGCACAAGACGAGACUUCGCCGGUUUCGCCUCAGUGCUGUGGCCAGAUUAAGAAAAUCGGACAGAACCCGGCUUGUCUGUGUGCUGUUAUGCUGUCGAAUACUGCUAAGAGUUCUGGUGUUAAGCCUAGUAAUGCUAUUACUCUUCCUAAACGAUGCAACAUUGACGAUCGUCCUGUCGGUUACAAGUGUGGAGCUUAUACAUUGCCUUGAAGAUUGAUCAUCAUGGGUCAUGGUUACGCUUAUUGUACUAGCUUCUACUGAUCUUUUGGAGUCUGCUAUAUAAAUGUAGCUAGUUCAUUCUAGCUAACAAAUGUAUUUGUGAUAUCCGACCAUCUGAUAAUAAAUAAUUUGUUUAUGUUUCCUCUUUUA